Microbotryum saponariae is the source of this 213-nucleotide messenger RNA. The record is from the annotation of a GenBank genome assembly. NCBI's taxonomy places the organism in Eukaryota, Fungi, Basidiomycota, Microbotryomycetes, Microbotryales, Microbotryaceae.
AUGGCACCUUUUUAUUUAUUUUUUAUAUAUUUAUUUACUGGGGCUCAUAAAUUGCAAUCCUUCGGGUUGGCUGGGACCGCUACAAAAAGAGCUAAAAGAGGUUAUAAAGCAACGACGGCAAGCAAUUGGGUGAAAGUCAAACCCCUGCGCGCAAAGAGCGCUGCGCAGAUCAAAACCCGCCGAGCACCUAACGCGGACUCCAACGGGCGGUGA